GAUGGAAUGACGAUCAAGUGGUGGUGGGUUGUUGUCGUUAUUGUCGUUGUUGUGGUUGUGUCGUCUCAGUAUCAGACAAUAUGGCACCCAUAUGACAUCAGCAUUGUUGUGGAAAGGCUCGGGUACUUUAGUUUUCAUUAUUUUUAUUUGAAUUGCUCCAGUAUUCAGAGUGAGGUGCAAAAUGUCACACGUACAGUACGUCGAUGAAUUGGUUAAGGAGUAUCUGCUGUUCAGAGGGUUCAGUCAAACACUCAAGACAUUUGACAAUGAGCUGAAAGCCGAGAAGGAGAAGGGAUUCAGAGUGGAUAAAAUUGUCGAUCAGCUGAUGCAGUACAUUUUCACGUUUGAUCUCAUGUCUCUGAGGGAACUGUGGGGUCAUUUGGACACUAGGAUGUUCUCACGACUUGAGAAUCAUUUUACUCCGGCUGUCAGAAAGCUGGAGAAUGCUGUUUUGAAGAUGUAUCUUGUUAAUGCCACUGUCAAUAAUAAACCUGAGAGGAUUCAGGAGUUUUUCACAAAGCUCACGCCAGAGCUGCAGGGCCACUCAGAGUGGAAAGACUGGUUCGCUUAUCCAUUCAUAAAAAAUCCUGAGGACAAUCCGAUAUAUUCUGUACACUUCAGCAAGCAGUGGCAGGAUACUAUGCUUGUAUCCCUCCAUAACUUCUUGGCUACGAUAUUUCAAUGUAUGCCUCAACCGACAUUGCUCACAAUCGACGAGGAUUCCAACAAGUUGAAACGUCUGCAAGAGGAGAACGAAGCCCUGAAGCAAUGUUUGAGUGAAUCAACAAAAAUUGAGAGUAUUUCCGAUGUCAACCCUGGCUCUACUCCUCACCAUCCACCAAUCAUGGAUGACUUCUAUAUAAUUGCUCAAGAAUCGCCGUUGAUGGAGAAUCCCAAGACUCUGAGGAGUCUAAUAAAAAACAUAGGAGGAGGUUCUAGUCCUAUUCUUCACCGUAAAUCUCUGUCGAGUGCGAAAAAAAAUGGUGAUGACAUAACGUCAACAAAAAGACCGAAUACCAAAGGUCGUGUCAAUUCCUUAAGUAAGGGAGAGCUCGUCAGUAAACGGAGCAUGAGUUGUGAUUCGAGAUUAACGAGAAAGAGAGACUCGUCAGUUGAUCCUGCAAUUGAAAGGAAAACCAAAGACAAGAUUGAGUCGAGUUAUAUUUUACUCAGUCAAGAAGAAUACACAGAGCACAAAACGUCAAUAAUACAAUGUAAAAGUAAUGCCUCUGGAUCUUACGUGGCUACUGGAGAUGCUGAUGGCAUCAUCAAGGUCUGGACGCCGAUACCAUCACCAAAAACCGUCGCGACAUUCACAUCAACUACCUUGACCUCAAACAAAGCAGUGACAUCCCUCGACUGGAUAUCAAAGAACGAGCGUUACUUCCUCCACGGCGAUAACAACGGAUCAAUCCAACUCCACGACACUCGAGACUGCAAGACUCUCUGGGAAAUUCAACACGAGGGCUCCAGAAUUGUCACCCUUCUCUGCAAUCCCACAGAUUCAACAUUCGUCUGCUCUCUGUCUGAUCCCACGGAGGGCAAACUCCUACUCUACGACUUGAAGACAAAAAAAUUGGAAAGAACACUGCCAAUGGAUGGUAACGUGACAGCCCUCUGCUCAGCCUUCAAUCACAAUGGACAAUUGCUCAUAACUGGUCUCUCCAACGGAAAUAUAUUGAUCCACGAUCUCAGGAGAAACGAGAUAAUAGAUAAUUUGAGUUGCCACUCGAGUCCAGUGAUAGAUAUCGAGCUUAUAAAUGACUACACGAAUAUCUGCGCUCAGAGCGAGGAAGGAAAACUCUGCCAGAGGAGUCUCAAUCAAACGGGCAAAGUCAUGUGGGAGACCAAAAUUAAAAUCGAGAAAAAUGCUGUACAUGGGAAACUGUUUACCUUUGAUCAGAGUGGAACUCAUAUGUUACUCUGUACACAGAAUGGUGGCAACAUAUAUAAGAUGCCUCCAGGGACUCAGGCAAAAGUCCUUGAGCUUGGGGGACACAAGGGAACUCUGUGCUGCGACUGGUCGACAGCUAAUCAAUCUGGCACCUGCAUCACAGGUGGAGCCGAGGGUAAGGCUAGAGUAUCGACGUUACUCUCUCCAUGAUACAGGAAUAAAAUGAGCAUGUGUAUAAAUUCCUGAACAUUUGAGGGAAACUGCGCUUUAAUUUUUAAGGAGAUGAAGAUUUUAGGGGUACUGAAUUGUAGAUAUGUCACAUAAUGUAAUAAAAAUUUGUAUUGAAA
Fopius arisanus is the source of this 2241-nucleotide messenger RNA. RefSeq names its product WD repeat-containing protein 91. Gene Ontology annotation, biological process: early endosome to late endosome transport; negative regulation of phosphatidylinositol 3-kinase/protein kinase B signal transduction. The record is from RefSeq and is a predicted model, not a curated record. Bases 182 to 2104 code for a protein of 640 amino acids. Lineage: Eukaryota; Metazoa; Arthropoda; Insecta; Hymenoptera; Braconidae. Gene Ontology annotation, molecular function: protein binding; phosphatidylinositol 3-kinase inhibitor activity. Gene Ontology annotation, cellular component: late endosome membrane; extrinsic component of endosome membrane; early endosome membrane. The transcript is spliced from 6 exons.